Molecule: messenger RNA, 1840 nt
Organism: Dendrobium catenatum
Lineage: Eukaryota; Viridiplantae; Streptophyta; Magnoliopsida; Asparagales; Orchidaceae
Product: beta-1,3-galactosyltransferase 7
Exons: 11
Coding region: 262-1467 (401 amino acids)
Cellular component (GO): Golgi membrane
Molecular function (GO): beta-1,3-galactosyltransferase activity
Source: RefSeq, a predicted model, not a curated record
AAGAAAUAGUUCGGCAGGCAGCUUAGUUACCUCCUUCCUCUUGCUUUCGCCGAGGAAGCUUUCUUCUGCUGCUUAGCGGUAUCAUUUCCUCGCCUGCAAGCCGUCGUCUUUGACCUCGUCUUGCUUUUUCUCGUCCUUUGUCCUGUUUGCGGAGUUGCGGGUCUUUUGCUCCUUUCGAAUCUGCUCGGGUUCUUCUUUAAAGGUGUUCUCUUUGUGGGAAACGGUAGGAGAUAGAGAGAGUAGGAGGAGGAGAGGAGAAAAAUGAUGAAGACGAGGGUAAAUGGCGGCGGGGAGAGGAGGGUGUCGACGAGAUGGAUUAUUUUGCUUUGCCUAGCGAGCUUCGGCCUUGGAAUGCUAUUCACUGAUAGGUUUCCAGAUUUGAAUAGGCGAGCAGAUUCGAACUGGCAGAUGAUCUCACAGCAGCGGAAGGAACAGGAGCUUCAUGUUGUAUCAGAAGAUUGCACAACUAAAAAGAAGCUUGGCCAAGAUAAGGAUGUAAUGGGAGAGGUCACAAGGACUCAUGAAGCCUUACAAUCUUUGGAUAAGACAAUAUCAACACUUCAGAUGGAGCUGGCUGUAAGCAGGAGCUCGCGUGAGCUUACAGGCUCGAAUGGUUCUCCUGUCAUCACAGCAUCCAGUGAGCAAAAAAAGAAGGCUUUUAUCGUUAUUGGGAUUAAUACAGCAUUUAGCAGCAGGAAGAGGCGUGAUUCUGUCAGAGAUACCUGGAUGCCUCAAGGUGAGAAGCUAAAAGAACUAGAACGUGAGAAGGGCAUUGUCAUCCGGUUCAUGAUUGGCCACAGUGCUACAGCAAAUAGCAUUCUAGAUAGGGCAAUCGAUUCAGAAGAAGAACAACAUAAUGACUUUCUUAGGCUGGAUCAUGUUGAAGGCUAUCAUGAAUUAUCUGCAAAGACAAAGAUUUUCUUUUCUACAGCAGUUACUUUAUGGGAUGCUGAAUUUUAUGUCAAGGUGGAUGAUGAUGUCCAUGUUAACUUAGGUAUGCUGGCUGCAACUCUCUCUCGCCAUAGGUCAAAACCAAGGGUCUACAUUGGGUGUAUGAAGUCUGGUCCAGUUCUUUCAAAUAAGAAUGUGAAGUAUCAUGAGCCUGAAUAUUGGAAAUUUGGAGAAGAAGGGAACAAAUACUUCCGGCAUGCAACUGGCCAAAUCUAUGCCAUCUCGAAAGAUCUGGCAACAUUCAUUUCUAUCAACCAGCCUAUACUUCACAAGUAUGCAAAUGAAGAUGUUUCUCUUGGUGCUUGGUUCAUUGGGCUUGAAGUUGAGCAUAUUGAUGACAGGAACAUGUGCUGUGGAACUCCACCAGAUUGUGAAUGGAAGGCUCAAGCAGGAAAUGUGUGUGUUGCAUCAUUUGAUUGGAGUUGCAGUGGCAUUUGCAAGUCGGUGGAGAGAAUAAAGGAUGUACACGCUCGCUGUGGGGAAGGGGAUGGAGCUGUAUGGGGAGCUCUCUUCUGACUUCAUUCUUUCUCAACUGUAUCGACUGGUGAAAAUUCCCAUUCACUCUCAAAGACUCACAGGUCUCUGAAGCCUCGAAGCUUCUGUGAGUAUUUUUUCCCAUUUUCAGCUGUACAUGAUCAGGUUCCUCCUCAGCUGUAGAUUCAUAAGAAAGAAUAUGGGAUCAAGAUCAUGUUUUAUGAAGAAUCUGGAAAUUUGUAUUUUUCAUUCUUUGGUAUGUUUUUUUCUUUUUAUUACAGCAAGUUAAUAGAUCUAUUAUCUUUUCAGAGAGGGUAUGUGUCAGUUUUGAAGUUAUAGCCUUCUUUUCUGAUAGUUCUGUAAGAAAAUUGCUGUAUGCUAUCAAAGAUAUUAAAGAAAUUUUUUUGUUGAUGAA